Molecule: messenger RNA, 2183 nt
Organism: Ictidomys tridecemlineatus (thirteen-lined ground squirrel)
Lineage: Eukaryota; Metazoa; Chordata; Mammalia; Rodentia; Sciuridae
Source: RefSeq, a predicted model, not a curated record
UGUCUUCCCCUUCCAUUCUGGCUGUGAUCUGGAAAACAGACUCUCUUGGCCUCUCUGAGAAUUAGAGAUUUGGGAGCCAUGCAGAGAGGGAUGCACACAAGCCGCCUUUAGGAUUUGGAAAGAUUACAGGGACAAUGGAAACUCUUCUUCUGCAUUCCACUAGCAGAGCCUGACAAGCUCUCCAGACAUGUUUCAAUCUGCAGACAGAACAGCUCCCAGCAUGAAUAUCUCUUUUGACUCCCUGAUAAACUAAUGCAGCAAUGGCCAGCCUCCUGGUGUGAGCCAUGAACAUGACCCCAACUGUCCUAACAAGCUGGCUAUCCCUCCUGUAGCAGCUUGCCUCCCACCCCAAGGCUUCUGAAGCCCUGCUUCUGUCCUUGGCUGUGCAGAACCCGGACAGACCUGCUCUGGGCUUGGCCAUAUGCCCUUUCUGCUGGCCAAGUGCUCCCUGCAGCUAUCAAGCAUGCUACAGUCCUGCAACACCAGGGGCUUCUGAACUCUCCUAUUUGAGAUGAAAAUGGCCCAAACUAGCAGAUUCCAAUCAAAUGACAGAAAAAGUAGGCACCAAAGAGGGAGUAAAGUCUAGAAGCAUGGUGGAAAGGGACUGGCUGUCUGGAAGGAUUUUGUGAGCCCAAAGCCUAUUCUGAGUCAGCAGCAAAUUAACCUCAGCCCCCAGUACUCUCUGGAAACACUGGAAUGUUGAGGAGUGUUGUUUAACUGCCAUCAUGGCUGGCCUUGCUUACCUGUGUGGCCUGGGAUAAUCAAGCAGGAGGAGAGCAAGCCAGGGACUCUUCAGCCAUAUUUUAAGCUGCAGAAAGGAAAGAAAAUCCUUUCACUUCAAAAUGACAUCUGGAGAAGCGAAGACAAGCCUCAAGAAUGUCUACCCAUCUGCCAAGAAGCUGCCCCUGAAGGCGGAGGAAGAGAGGGAGACAGAGGACUACUGCACCCCUGGAGCCUUCGAGCUGGAGCGUCUCUUCUGGAAGGGCAGCCCCCAGUACACCCAUGUCAACGAGGUCUGGCCCAGGCUCUACAUUGGCGACGAGGCGACGGCGCUGGACCGCUACGGGCUGCAGAAGGCGGGCUUCACGCACGUGCUGAACGCGGCCCACGGCCGCUGGAACGUGGACACGGGGCCCGACUACUACCGCGACAUGCCCAUCGAGUACCACGGCGUCGAGGCCGACGACGUGCCCACCUUCGACCUCAGCGUCUUCUUCUACUCCGCGGCUGCCUUCGUGGACUCGGCUCUCCAAGACGAUCGCAAUAAGAUCCUGGUUCACUGUGCCAUGGGCCGGAGCAGAUCGGCGACCCUGGUCCUGGCCUACCUGAUGAUCCAUAGGAACAUGACUCUGGUGGAUGCCAUCCAACAAGUGGCCAAGAAUCGCUGCGUCCUACCCAACCGGGGCUUUCUGAAGCAACUUCGAGAACUGGACAAGCAGCUGGUUCAGCAGAGGCGACAGACCCAGCGUGGGGACUGCCAGGGGGAGCCAUAGGACCCUCUUCACCACCAAGCAUAGACUCUUGGGAUGGAGAAAGAAAAGCUGAAAUGGCGCUGCCCCAUGACAUUGGUCACAGAGAAGGGACAGCAAAACCAAAGCUUAACUUCUUCCUAAUAAUCUUAUUAAACUUCCCAGUGUGUGCUGGGAGCCGGGAGGCUUCAGAGCCGCCUCCAGGCGGAGUCCAGGCCUCAGCCCCGUUGGGGGGAGACUGGCGCCCGGCUCAAUUGGUUACAGAUGAGAGCACCGUUCUGCAGUCUCCUGUAAUUUUUUCUCCCUCUUCUUUUUUAAAAGAUGGAAACAGAAAAGGAUUUAAAAAUGUGUGGGAAUUGUGUUGUGAUUAAAUGUUUGGCUUUGUCUGAAAGUCACAUUAUUAUAAAAAAAUAAUUUAAAAAUAGAACUUGAUUUUCUAUAAACACAGAAAAUUCCUGUGCAGCUGUGUUACAGGAGAGCUUUCACAGGUAUCAGGGCCUCUGGGGGCCACCCCAAAUUCUUUCCCCAUGGAAUCCCCAGGUCACCAUUCACAGAUGCUGCUGGCCUGGCAGAGGUGGGGAGUAGGGUCCUGAGCCCCUUAGAAGCCCCUGCCCUUGGCUUCUUGCCUGCCUCAGGGAGCCAGGGCUCUUCUGAAUGGUGGCCAGAGCUGCCACUACUCAGACAAAUUCAAUAAAUUGUGGCAAAUUUGGACAA